AUGGACACAUCUUUCGAUAACCAGCAAGCCACUCAAGAAUUGACUCCUUCUGCCAAGCUUGCUUUGAUGCACGCUCAAGCUGCCCAGGAUCAGGACUCUAAAAUAGAAUCGGUUACUACUCUUUCUUCAGGUGCUCUUUCUGGAGAUCUCUCCGUAGGCGAGGCUUCCGAGGCUCAGGAAGCCGAGGAGGAGAAGGAGGAAGAGGUCGCUGAACCUGUACGUGAACCCGCCCCCAAGAAGAAGGCUGGCCUUGAUCUGAACUCGGAAUCCGCUUUCCCAUCCUUGUCAUCUUCUUCGCGUCCUGCUGCUGUUUCUGGAUGGGGUGCUGGUAGUGCUGCUCGUUUGAAGCAAGCCUCCCCUACUCCAUCCGGCGCCCCUCAUACCCCUGCUACCAAGAAGGUCCGCAACGUUGUUACUGACACUUUGGAACUUGCUCGCGAAGACCAAAUCGCUAACCAACCUAACAAGCCUUUGGGCUUCAAGAGCGCUGCUGAAUCCAUCAAGCAGGUCAUGUCAAAGACUAGUACUACCAUCAAUGCCUCUACAUCCCGUGCUGGUAUCAUCACCUACCUGAUUCAGGGUAAGGAAGCCGAUGUUGCAAAGGCUAAGCGUGAAAUCCUAGCCAAUUUGGCCGUCAAGUUGAAUGUCCAGUUGGAAGUCCCUUCUUCUACUCAACGUUUCAUCAUUGGUGCUAAGGGUGCUACUCUCAAGCAAAUCCAGAACAUUUCAGGUACCCGUAUCAAUGUCCCCAAGCGGGAAAAGGCCGAUUUAGAGCCUAUUGAGAAUGAUGACGAGGAUGCUGAGGAUGUUCCCGUCUCCAUCUCCAUUGUUGGUGAUGCCGAGGGUGUCAAGAUUGCCAAGGCCGAAAUUAUGAAGAUUGUUGGAGAAAAGACUGCUACCCAGACUGUCAAACUUAACAACAUCGACUCUCACUACUAUCCUUUGAUUGCUGGCGCUGACAACAAGAAAGUUAAGGCUCUUGCUGAUGAACUCGAUGUCAAGAUUCGCAUCCCUACUUUCAGUGUUGUUGCUUUGGUUGAAGCUGAUAAUGAUAACGAAGAGCAGGCUGCAAACAAGGCCGAGACUUCUAUUGUCAUUUCUGGUGACAGAGAAAAGGUUCAACAGGCUAAGCAGUCUAUCGAGAAGACCUAUGCCGAGCUCGAAAGAGUUUGCGGUACUGUUAAGUUCGAGAUCAACAAACGCCAACACAGAUUCAUCAUCGGCAAGAACGCCGUCAACUUGAUGGACAUUUUGGAACAGACUGGUUGUACCGUUGAACUUCCCUCGUCUACUGAUGCUUCUGAGGAAGUUGUCAUUCGUGGUCCCAAGAAUAAGCUUCCCAGCGCUAUGGCUCUUGCAUUUGAGAAGGCCAACUCUGUUCAAGUUCAAGUUCUUGACCUUACUCGUGUCAACAAGUCUGCUGCCGACCAACAAAAGCAUGGACAAAACCUUUUGCGCUACUUGACCUACGGAAGUAAGCUCAAGCAGCUUGAGGCCGAACACGGUGUUCAAAUUAUGGUUCCUCGCGGUUCCAUUGCUGAGCAAAAGCCUGUGCUUGAAUUUGUUGGCAAAGAGGAAUCUGCUGUUGAGAACUCUGUCCAAGCUGUUGAUGAACUUGCUCGCUCAUUGCAAGUCAACUACUUUGGCUAUGCCGACAUUGAACCCCAUUUCCAUCGUCACAUUAUUGGACGCAAGGGACAAAACAUUCAGCGUUUGAGCGAAGCCCAUGCCGUUAGCAUUAUCACUCCUGAUGAGAAGGAGGAGAGCAGUGAAAUUCUUCUUGUUUUCGAGGGCAAGGCCAGUGAACUUGAAGGAUUGGAUCAAAAGGCAAAGGACGCAAAGAUUAAGGAAGCUUUGGAUGCUGCCUCUGCUGAAUUGAGCAAGAUGGCUGCCGACAUUUCUGACUUCACCUCCAAGACUAUCAAGGUUCCUGCCAAGUUCCACGGAGCCAUCAUUGGACCCAAGCGUACUACUUUGAAUGCUAUCAUUGGAUCUGGCGCUGAUAACCAAGUUUUCGUCAAGUUUGGAUCUGCUGCUCCUUCUGGUGACAAGCCACGUAACGCUGAUCUUGCCGAGGAUGCCAUUGUCAUUCGUGGUCCUACUGAGGAGGUCAACCGCGUUGUUCAAGAAAUCAACCGUGUUCACGAAGAAGCCAAGCAUGAAGAUUUCCUCAACUCUUACGUGACUGAGUGUGUCAUCCCUGCCGAAUACUCUGCCCAUGUUAUUGGCAAGGCUGGUGCUAACAUCAACAAGUUGAAGGAUGAUCUCGGUGUCAAAAUUGAUAUUGAAGAUGGCAAAGCUAAGUCUGAGGGCACUCCUGCCAAGGCAACCCCCAAGACUGAUAAGGUCAAGGUUACCAUCAAGGGUAUUAAGACCAAUGUCGAAGCUGCCAAGGACCGUAUCAUGGCUUUGAUUGAGAGCUUGGCUGACAGAACCGUCACCAGCUUGAGCAUUCCCCGCCAAUAUCACAAGAGUCUUAUCGGUACCAGCGGUCGCUAUGUCAAGAAGCUCGAAGAUAAAUACAGUGUCCGCAUUCAAUUCCCCCGCAGUGACGCUUCUGCUGAUGCAUCUGAUGACAACAGCAGUGAAGUCUCAAGCGUAGCUGACAAGUCUUCUACCGAUGAAAUCACUUUGAGUGGUGGAAAGAAGGGCGUUGCAGCUGCCAAGGCUGAACUUUUGGAGCUCUAUGAAUAUGAGGUUGAGAACAACAAUGUUGCAGUCUUCACUUUUGACGCCAAGCACCUUCCCCACAUUGUCGGUCGUAACGGUGCCAAGGUCAAGGAGAUCAAGGAUGAAACCCAAGCUAGAAUUGAUUUCAACAAGCCUGUUGAUGGUGUUGUCACCACAUCUCUCCAAGGUACUAAGCAGAGCAUUGCAAAUGCCAAGAAGGCUAUCUUGGAAGCUAUAGAAGAGUUGGAUUCUCAGGUCACCGAGACCAUCAAGGUCAAUGCUGAACACCAUAAGCGCUUGAUUGGUGCCGGCGGUAGAAACAUCCGCAACAUUGUUGUUGAAGCUGGUGGCUCUGAAGACCGUGCUGCCAGCAUGGUCCGAUUCCCAAGACCUGAAGACUCUGUUCAGGACGAGAUUGUUUUGAAGGGUGACAAGGAGAUUGUCGCUAAAAUUCGUGCCAAGUUGGAGCAACUUGUUGCUGAUGAAGAAGCUCUUGUCACUGUCAAUGUUGAUAUUCCCCGAGAUGAGCAUGCCAAUCUGAUUGGCCGCGGAGGUUCCAACUUGAAGGCCUUGCAAAAGAAAUACAACGUUAGAAUCGACUUCCCCAAGGCUGGUAAUGCCUCUUCCAAGGAACCCGUCACUAUUGCUGGUUUACCUGAAGACUGCGAAAAGUGCAAGGCUGAUAUGCUGAGCAAGGUUCGUGCUACACAAGAGAUGCUUAUCCCACGGAAGCAUCACGCCGCCGUUACUGGAAGCAAUGGCGCUACUUACCGCAAGCUUCGCAACGAGUUCAACGUCGUUGUUGAUCACAAGGGCGAACCUGAGCCAAAAGCCAACAAGAAGACUGGUGCUUUGAACGGCUCUGCUGCUCGUAUUGAUACGACUGAAGGCAGCGACGACUUCAACUUGGAAAUAAUAGAGAACGAAGGCAGCAAUGAGGAAGGUGACAUCACCUGGGUCCUCAAGGGUGACCAAAAGAACAUCGAGAAGGCUCAAAAGUACAUCAAGAACCUCCUCAAGGAUGCUCACAACCAAACCCACACUGGAUACCUCACUGUUCCUCAAUCCAUGCAUCGCUACAUCGUUGGUAGACAAGGAGCCACUAUUUCCCGUAUCCGAGGCGAGUCUGAUACCAACAUUCUCGUUCCCAACAAGGACGGAGACGUCGUGGUGAUCACUGGUACCCGUGCAGGCAUCGCGAUGGCCAGAGAUUUAAUUUUGGAAGUGGUCGAUAAGCCAAAGAACCGAGAUUAG
Umbelopsis ramanniana AG is the source of this 3924-nucleotide messenger RNA. RefSeq lists its product as uncharacterized. Gene Ontology annotation, biological process: nuclear division. Gene Ontology annotation, cellular component: cytoplasm; nucleus. The transcript is spliced from 6 exons. Lineage: Eukaryota; Fungi; Mucoromycota; Umbelopsidomycetes; Umbelopsidales; Umbelopsidaceae. The record is from RefSeq and is a predicted model, not a curated record. Gene Ontology annotation, molecular function: mRNA binding. The coding region runs from base 1 to 3924 and encodes 1307 amino acids.